CUCCUAAACCUAUUAGCACUUGAAAAGCCUUUCCUGUCACGGGGCGCUUUUUUCUGCACAACACCGGAAAAUAGUGGGUGUUAGCUGACUGGCGUUAGCAAGCAACAACUUCGAAGUCAGCUGUGGGUUCUAUGGAAGAGAUGUCAGGAGACAGUGUGGUGAGCUCUGCAGUGCCAGCAGCUACAACCAGGACCACAUCCUUCAAAGGUUCCAGCCCCAGUUCCAAGUAUGUGAAGUUAAAUGUGGGUGGAGCGCUCUACUACACUACAAUGCAGACACUAACAAAGCAGGACACCAUGCUUAAAGCUAUGUUCAGUGGGCGGAUGGAGGUGCUUACAGACAGUGAAGGUUGGAUUCUAAUUGAUCGUUGUGGAAAACACUUUGGAACAAUCCUUAACUACCUCCGGGAUGGGGCGGUCCCACUCCCAGAGAGCCGUCGGGAAACGGAAGAGUUACUCGCAGAGGCCAAGUAUUAUCUUGUCCAAGGCUUAGCUGAUGAAUGUUCAGCAGCCUUGCAGAAGAAGGAAACAUAUGAACCUCUUUGCAAAGUGCCUCUCAUGACAUCAUGUAAAGAAGAGCAGAGACUCAUUGCAACCUCGAAUAAGCCUACUGUGAAACUGCUGUAUAACAGAAGCAACAAUAAAUAUUCAUAUACUAGCAAUUCUGAUGACAACAUGCUAAAAAAUAUUGAGCUUUUUGACAAGCUGUCGUUGCGGUUCAAUGGGCGAGUCCUCUUCAUUAAAGAUGUGAUAGGGGAUGAGAUCUGUUGCUGGUCCUUUUAUGGCCAGGGUCGUAAGAUUGCAGAAGUGUGCUGCACUUCCAUUGUUUACGCCACAGAAAAGAAGCAGACUAAGGUUGAGUUUCCUGAGGCGCGCAUCUAUGAGGAGACCCUCAACAUCCUUCUGUACGAGUCCCACGACGGACGGGGUCCAGACAACGCGCUGCUGGAAGCCACAGGUGGCGCUGCAGGAAGACCUAGCCAUCUGGACGACGACGAAGAGCCCAUAGGAAGAGUUCGUAGGAUUCACGUCAAACGACCCGAUGACCGCACACACCACCACCAAUGACCUUCCUGUUCUGACCCAGCAGUAUGUGUCUCUGCACCGUGCUUGUGCCUUACAAACACCACGCAAAUUACUCUUUCUCACUUCCUGUUGUCUCCAGCUUCUCCAAGAGACUAUUCUGAGUGGUGUACAUCAAUUUGUAUUGUUUUCUGUUUUUGUGUCUCAUUUUGUUGUUUAGCUGUUGUGUUGCUUUGUAAUCUCAAAAAUGACUUCUUCUACAGUUGCCUAUAUGGAUGUUUGCUUUCAGCAGAAAAAGGUUUUACCCAUUGGACUGUUUGUGGAGUGUUUCUGUCAGUAUAAAUCUGUUGUUUACGGGUUUAAGCUAAGUGACACACAGCAGAACCUGAAGUACGAGAUGUAUAUACUGUAUUUAAAAAGGUAAUGUAGAUGGUUUGCUACUGUGGGUCUGUCAGUGGUGUUAUGCCGCAAUGUGACCAUACGGUGGCACUAUUUUAUCCCUGGAACGUUACCAUGGCUAUUUUGUAUCCUGAUAAUUAAUAAAACUGUAUAAAAAAUAAUUUUUAUGUUACAGUAUCACAGAAGAAUGCAACAUUUCACUCUCUGGAUUAUAUUCUAUUUAGUUAGGAUCGAUAUAUUUCUGUUCACUCCACUAUAAACCUUUUAUUUUCCAGUGGAGGAAACGUGAGCUGUGACCUGAGGUGUUAAAUGUACUGAGUUGAUUGAAUGAUGUCUGCUGAGGUUUAAGUGAAUGAGUGUAAUCAGAGCGAUGCCUAGCAGGAAGGCCUAUCUACAAGCUUUUAACAGAGAUGGGAAUUAGACCUGUCCAUCACUGCAUUCAUCAGAAUAUACUGUUUGCAUACUAUAUGUUCAAGUCAAAGCAAGCAUCGAUUUUUAGGUCUGUUGUACAAAAGUGAACAAAUGAUGUUUUAUAUUUAUAUAGCCUUUAUCACAAAUAAAUUUCUAGAUGCA
Messenger RNA from Xiphophorus couchianus (Monterrey platyfish), 1994 nucleotides. It is a transcript of the gene kctd10, whose product is annotated as potassium channel tetramerization domain containing 10. The coding region runs from base 132 to 1067 and encodes 311 amino acids. Gene Ontology annotation, cellular component: Cul3-RING ubiquitin ligase complex. The transcript is spliced from 7 exons. The record is from RefSeq and is a predicted model, not a curated record. Gene Ontology annotation, biological process: protein ubiquitination; protein homooligomerization; proteasome-mediated ubiquitin-dependent protein catabolic process. Lineage: Eukaryota; Metazoa; Chordata; Actinopteri; Cyprinodontiformes; Poeciliidae. Gene Ontology annotation, molecular function: ubiquitin-protein transferase activity; protein binding.